AAUUUAUUUCCUGGUAUCUCUCCGGGAUCCCCACCGGCCGCCGCCGGCAGGGGGCGCUGCCGCCGCCCGGAGCCCGGCCGGCCUCCAGCUGAGAGCAGCGCGCGGUGGAUGAGAGCGUCUUCGAUCUGUCCCCACUCCAGAUCAAAAAUGGCGGUCUCAGUGUUCCCCGGCGUGCGGCUCCUGUCCAUCGGAGACGCCAACGGAGACAUACAGCGGCAUUCAGAGCAGCAGCCUCUGCGGUUAGAAGUCAAGACCUCCCAGGACGCCGCCCUCCUCAACCUCUCCAAUGGAGAAGAGGCCAGUGUGUUCAAAUGUUCGGUUUCCCGAGAAACAGAGUGCAGCCGCGUGGGGAAGCAGUCCUUCAUCAUCACUUUGGGCUGCAACAGCGUCCUCCUGCAGUUCUCCUCACCAGCAGAUUUCCAGUCUUUUUACAACCUUCUGAAGAACUGUCGUGGGCAUCUCAAUGAGCGCUCAGUUUUUAGUGAGAGGACAGAGGAAUCCUCGGCUGUACAGUAUUUCCAGUUUUAUGGCUACCUCUCCCAGCAACAGAACAUGAUGCAGGACUAUGUCCGGACAGGGACCUACCAGCGGGCUAUCCUCCAGAAUCACACUGACUUCAAGGACAAGGUGGUUCUGGAUGUGGGCUGUGGCUCGGGGAUCCUCUCUUUCUUUGCUGCCCAGGCUGGAGCCAGGAAGGUCUACGCUGUGGAGGCCAGCACCAUGGCCCAGCACGCUGAGGUUCUGGUGAACAGCAACCGUCUGGGUGAGCGGGUGGUGGUCAUCCCUGGGAAGGUGGAGGAGGUGACGCUGACCGAGCAGGUGGACAUCAUCAUCUCAGAGCCCAUGGGCUACAUGCUGUUCAACGAGCGGAUGCUGGAGAGCUACCUGCAUGCCAAGAAGUUCCUCAAACCAAACGGUAAAAUGUUCCCCACCAUCGGAGACGUCCAUCUGGCUCCCUUCACAGAUGAACAGCUGUACAUGGAGCAGUUCACCAAGGCCAACUUUUGGUAUCAGCCCUCCUUCCACGGCGUAGACCUCUCUGCCCUGCGGGGGGCAGCCGUGGAUGAAUAUUUCCGCCAGCCCAUCGUGGACACUUUUGAUAUCCGCAUUCUGAUGGCCAAGUCUGUCAAAUACACAGUUAACUUCCUGGAGGCCAAGGAGGAGGACCUCUACAGGAUAGAGAUUCCCUUUAAGUUCCACAUGAUGCACUCGGGUCUGGUGCACGGCCUGGCUUUCUGGUUCGACGUGGCCUUCAUGGGAUCAGUGAUGACCGUGUGGCUGUCCACAGCCCCCACAGAGCCCCUCACUCACUGGUACCAGGUACGCUGUCUGCUGCAGUCUCCACUCUUCACCAAGGCUGGGGACACGCUCUCUGGCACUGCCCUGCUGGUGGCCAACAAAAGACAAAGCUAUGACAUCAGUAUUGUUGCCCAAGUGGACCAGACAGGAUCAAAGUCCAGCAACCUCCUGGACUUGAAGAACCCCUUUUUCAGGUACACAGGCACCACCCCCAACCCCCCUCCUGGUUCACACUACACGUCCCCAUCUGAAAACAUGUGGAACACAGGGGCGGCCUACAGCAUGAGUCAGGGGAUGGCUGUAUCAGGGAUGCCUGCAGCUUAUGACCUCAGCACAGUCAUCGGCAGCGGCCCGGCGGUGUCUCACAACAACCUCAUCCCUCUGGGUACACAGCUUCCUCAUUUC
Menidia menidia (Atlantic silverside) is the source of this 1704-nucleotide messenger RNA. Lineage: Eukaryota; Metazoa; Chordata; Actinopteri; Atheriniformes; Atherinopsidae. The record is from the annotation of a GenBank genome assembly.